Messenger RNA from Podospora anserina S mat+, 660 nucleotides. RefSeq lists its product as uncharacterized. The transcript is spliced from 2 exons. The record is from RefSeq and is a predicted model, not a curated record. NCBI's taxonomy places the organism in Eukaryota, Fungi, Ascomycota, Sordariomycetes, Sordariales, Podosporaceae. Bases 1 to 660 code for a protein of 219 amino acids.
AUGUUCAAGCUUUUGCUCCUCCUAGUCGGCGUCACUGCGGCUGCUGCUGCCGCCGCCGGCGAUCCCGCAGGUUCGGGGACGGUGACAGUAAUCCAGACAACCUCUAUUGUCACCUGGGAGACUUCUUACGUUACUCUUCCUACUUCUUACCAGUCAACAGGAAUUGCCUUGGCUUCCUCUGGCACUGUUUCGACCGGCACGACUUCCUCUCUCAGUGGUACCGCCAGCACCCAGACCCCUUCCGUGAACAGCGACCUCGGCAGACUGUGGGUUUUCCACCGCACCAUCUUCACACCGGAAGAUCCCAACUACACAAAGCAGUGCUUCUACGACAUGUUCGAGUCCCGCAUGAGCGAGGCGGUCCUAUUCCCUUGCUCCCAGCCGUAUAACGCAACAUGGCAUAUUGGUAGAGGUUCAGAUUGCGACGGGGGAUACCUCAUGCCUAUUCCCGAAUUCAAUAUUGGAUUCGACAUUCUCGGCGUGAAUACCGGGUGUUGGUACCAUCCUGAGGCGCUGCAGAUUUUCUGCGAUCAGGGCCAUUACCCCUGCCGCUUCGAGAACCAUAUCGACUAUAUACACUGCUCAAAUGAGACCGAGGCUCCGAUGACGAAUUACAACGGCUAUGUGAGGAUGGCUUGCGAUGGGUUUCUGGCCAAGUGA